UCCCUCUCGUAUCAGUUGUACCGGCGACUGCUACCAAACACGUUCCCCACAACGAUCUUCGUAAACAAGACGACAAUUGUAUUAUCUGCAUUGAUUAGUCACUCUUCAUCACCAUGAAGUGCCUGUUAAUGUGCCUCUGUUUCAUCUUCACUGUGUACAUUGCCAAUGGUGAUGAUGAAUUGCUGGAGAUAGUAUUACCACUGGGUAAGAUCAAGGGAUCAUUGAUGAAAUCACGAUUGGAGAAGACCAUUCAUUCGUUUCGUGGCGUCAGAUAUGCGGAACCACCGGUUGGUCAGCAGCGUUUUAAGCAAGCCAUCCCCGUGAAGCCUUGGAAUGACACUUUAGACGCCAGUCAAGAGGGUCCCGCCUGUCCCCAACCCUUCGACGAACAUCAGUCUGAGGAUUGUUUACGUCUGAACGUUUAUACAACGCAGUUGCCGACCACAGAUGCUGCAGUUAAACGGCCGGUAAUCGUGUAUUUCCAUCCCGGUGGAUAUUACGGAUCAUCAGCGCAAAGUUUGAUCGACGGUCCUGCGUACUUUAUGGAUCAGGAUAUUGUACUCGUGACGGCUAAUUAUCGUCUCGCAUCAUUGGGUUUCUUCAGCACAGGAGAUUCACUAGCACCUGGCAACCUUGGCCUGAAAGAUCAAGUGGAAGCGCUCCGCUGGGUUCAGAAGAAUAUCGCAAGUUUCGGGGGUGAUCCCGACUCCGUGACAAUAAUGGGCUACAGUGCUGGGGGAUGGAGUGUCACUCUCCACAUGGUUUCACCGAUGAGCAGGGGAUUGUUUCAUCGAGCCAUCGCCAUGAGUGGCUCCGCAACUUAUCAGAAUCUGCUGCCGACGGAUCAGAAACAUCUGGCGAUUAAGCAGGCGGAAAUCCUUGGAUGUCCCACAGACACUACCGGAAAUAUGCUCAUUUGUCUCAAUACUAAAACGGCCGAGGAAAUUGGAAAUUCUUCUCAACAAUUUUUUGAAUGGCAUCACGAUCCAAUAUUGGUUUGGCUUCCCGUUGUGGAACCGGAAGUUCCGGGCGUCGAGAGAUUUCUCCCUGAUCAACCGAUAAAUCUCAUUAGACAGGGAAAGUUUAAUGAAGUACCGUUGAUAACUGGAGUCACUAAAGACGAAUUCGGUGGAAGAGUUAUCCCCGCUGUGGAGGCGGCAAGAGCUGGGAACAACUCCAUCUUCGAUGACAUCAACGUGAACUGGACGAAAAUUGCUCCGAUUGUUGCUCUCUACGAACGCGAUACAGCUAAGUCUGCAUCUGUGAGUGAGGAGCUGAGGCAAUUUUACUUGAAGGGAAAACCUGCAGGUUUGGACAACUACCAGGGCCUCGCUGAGAUCUGGGCUGACGGUGUCAUCGGUUUCUCUGUCCACCGUCUCGCCAAAUUGAUGGCCGAAUUCUCCAGUCAACCGGUGUAUUACUACAAAUUUUCUUAUCAGGGACGAUACAGUCACGCAAUAUGGACUGAUAACACCACUUACGGUGUUGUUCAUCACGAUGAUUUAUUGUACUUCUUCAACGUCAGUUUCUUUCCGCACUUAGAGGAAAAUGCACCGGAAAUUCCCACUGUCGAGCGAGAAACCGCUAUGUGGGCACACUUUGCAAAAACCGGUCAACCGAUACCCAAGGACAACAAACUGUUUGGAAAUACAACGUGGACUGAAUUUACGUUGAACAAUAAUGCGUAUCUGGAUAUUGGUGAUGAACUCAUAAUGAAGACUGGCUUAUACAGUGAGAGAAUGAAUUUAUGGGAGAAGUUAUUUCCCUUGAACGCACUGCCCUGAAAAAAUUAUUUUUCUGGUUAUUAAUAUUGUUACCGCUGAGCUUUUAUUUUCUUUUUACAAUGCUGCAGUACGCUGUUAUGAACUAUAUAUUUAUUUUUAAAAUAACUUCUUGUAAUGACGAGCUUGUAAUGUUGUGAGGCCAGUCAUUAGGGGAAGUAGUUUAUUAGAAUUAUUAUUACACUUUCUGGUUGAAUUUGUUAAUGAAAUUGUGUGGGAAAAAUUUGCGAAAAGAAAUCAUGAAUAUACAACGUUGUUAAAAUUUAAUUUUGUCCAGAAUUGUUAUUGUUUAAGCAUUCUUUAUUUAUAUAUAAUUAAAUAAAGUUCUUUAGCCUUUUGAAAAUA
Molecule: messenger RNA, 2126 nt
Organism: Diachasmimorpha longicaudata
Lineage: Eukaryota; Metazoa; Arthropoda; Insecta; Hymenoptera; Braconidae
Product: esterase FE4-like
Exons: 8
Coding region: 114-1784 (556 amino acids)
Source: RefSeq, a predicted model, not a curated record